CUCUUGCGAUGUAGUAUCCGUUUCCGUCUUCUUUUUGAGUUUAAUCAACAUGCCUCCCAAAAAGGACGCAAAAUCAUCUGCGAAGCAACCCCAAAAGACCCAAAAGAAGAAAGAGGGGUCUGGUGGAGGAAAAGCUAAGAAGAAGAAGUGGUCCAAAGGAAAAGUUCGUGAUAAGUUGAACAAUCAAGUACUUUUUGAUAAAGCCACAUAUGAUAAAUUGUACAAAGAAGUACCAUCAUACAAAUUGAUCACCCCUUCAGUUGUUUCCGAACGUUUGAAGGUCAGAGGAUCCCUUGCUAGGAGGGCACUAAUUGAACUUCAACAAAAAGGUCUCAUCAAGCAAGUUGUACAACAUAGGGCUCAACUUAUUUACACUAGGACAACAAAGGGAGAUGAUCCAGUCGCGUAGAUUGUAAGAUAAAAAAUAUCUUUUCAAAAAAUAAAUUGAAAAACUA
Molecule: messenger RNA, 455 nt
Organism: Diorhabda carinulata
Lineage: Eukaryota; Metazoa; Arthropoda; Insecta; Coleoptera; Chrysomelidae
Gene: RpS25
Product: 40S ribosomal protein S25
Exons: 4
Coding region: 50-409 (119 amino acids)
Cellular component (GO): cytosolic small ribosomal subunit
Molecular function (GO): structural constituent of ribosome
Source: RefSeq, a predicted model, not a curated record